Molecule: messenger RNA, 441 nt
Organism: Centruroides sculpturatus (bark scorpion)
Lineage: Eukaryota; Metazoa; Arthropoda; Arachnida; Scorpiones; Buthidae
Product: cytochrome c oxidase assembly factor 1 homolog
Exons: 1
Coding region: 1-441 (146 amino acids)
Biological process (GO): mitochondrial respiratory chain complex I assembly; mitochondrial respiratory chain complex IV assembly
Cellular component (GO): mitochondrial inner membrane
Source: RefSeq, a predicted model, not a curated record
AUGGAUCGUGUCGGUAAUUUGUUGAAGUAUGCAGCGAUUACCGGCAUCGCAUGUUCAGCCGGAGGAUUAUACAUACAAAGUAAAAUACGCGAUAACAUGAAGAAAGGCAAUUACUAUUCGGACUCGUUAAAGUUGCUCCGACAACAUACCGGUGCCGUCGAUUUGCUAGGACAACCUAUAAAAGCCGGAAAGAUGGAUUUAGGAGACGAAGAAAAUUACUUAGAUGGACUGAAAACUACUUUAAAAGUGCCAGUGAAAGGUCCCAAAGAGAAAGGACAUUUAUUCAUUUGGGCCGACAGGCAAAAACCGGGAGAUAUUUGGACCGUACAGCGUUUGGAAUUAUCUCUCAACAAAAUUGCAGACAGUCGCCUUCUCAUUUUCGAUAAAUCAAGAGAGGAGGAUGUAAAGAAACAAGAGGAAGAAUGUAUAUAUUGCAAAUAG